Macadamia integrifolia is the source of this 1484-nucleotide messenger RNA. RefSeq names its product F-box/LRR-repeat protein At3g26922-like. The record is from RefSeq and is a predicted model, not a curated record. Gene Ontology annotation, molecular function: protein binding. The coding region runs from base 1 to 1326 and encodes 441 amino acids. The transcript has 3 exons. NCBI's taxonomy places the organism in Eukaryota, Viridiplantae, Streptophyta, Magnoliopsida, Proteales, Proteaceae.
AUGAAGGUCUAUACUAGGAGGCGACGGAAAGACACACUAGAAGAAAAAGAAGAAGAAAAGCAUGAUCUUAUCAACAAUCUCCCUGAUUCCAUUCUUUGUUUCAUCAUCAGUUUCCUACCCAUUAAAGAAGUAAUAAGAACAACCAUCUUAUGUAAAAGAUGGAAGAAGUUAUGGAUUUCAAUUCCUUCCAUCAACUUCGAUUUACAGAAUCCAAAACUUUUAACCCAUAAUGAAGUAUUCCAUCAUAUCUUUAGAUCUCAUCGUGGAAACAUGGAGAGUUGUUCAAUAAUCCAUUACAUCAAAAAGGUAAAGCACCAAGAGUUGCAGUCAUGGAUAAAGGAACUAACCUCCAAGAGAAUGAGCAUCAACAAGCUUUCCUUACAAUCCAUUGGCACAGCAUGGCCGAAUCUUCAAUUACCAUUUUCUCGUAUCUUCAGUUGUAGAUCUCUUCAUGAGUUAGAAUUGAAGAACUAUCUUUUAUCAGAUGGGUCUCCUUUUGAAGGUUGUUUGAAUCUCAAGACAUUAAAGCUUGUUUCAGUUUCUCUCUCUGAUAAGAUACUAAAUAGUAUGAUCCUCAACUGUGAAUUGUUAGAGAAUUUGAGUCUCUUUCAUUGUGGAGGUUUAGAGAGACUUGAAAUUGUUGAUCGGAAUCUAAAGGUCUUGAAGAUUGAGUUUUUACGAGUAAAGGAAAUAGAAAUUCAUGAUAUGGGUCUAAGAACAUUGGUUAUUGAUAGUACCACAACAUGCGGUAAAGGUUACAAAAUUGACACCCCGAACCUGCAGCAGCUUUGCGUUCAUCAUCGUAAUCGGAAUAUUGACUCCAUUGGACUUGAGAUUGUUGAAAUUUGCUGCCAGCUCCGGAUAUCUCCCAACAAGUAUGUGUCACCAUUUGAGAAUUUACAAAAGCUACUCCUCAAUUUGAAUUUGAAGGAUAUAAGACAAGCUCCAAUGCUUGGCUUCAUUUUGAGAAUGAAUCGCUAUCUACAAGAACUAAUAAUUGAGAUUGAUGAUGAAUGGUUUAAUACCUCAACACAUGACUGUCUUCCUUAUGACAAAUCUUUGUACUGGAGUAAAUGUGAGAUUUUUGACUGUGUUCUGCAUCACUUGAGGAGAGUGAAGUUGAAGGGUUUCAGAGGUGAUGUGCUUGAAAUGGAGUUUGCAAGUUUUCUAAUAACCAAGGCUACAAAGCUUAAGAGCAUUACAUUUCAAUGCCAUGAUUAUCAAUUUUCAAGACAAGAGGCAGCCAUUACAAUGGCUCUAUUAUCUUUGCCAAGGGCAUCUCUUGAUGUCUCUAUAAUCAUAGAUAAAUUGGUGAAAAGGGCAUAGGCAUGAUGUUAAUGGUAGUAUAUAUUAUACAUGGAUCACUUAAUUAUUGUUUAAAGGGCCAUUAAUAUUAUCACUGGCUCUCAAAUAAUAUUGAUCUCAAUGAUAGUGAAUAGUGUGAACCAUUGAGGACAUGAAUAUAGACAAUGGGCUAUAGGCAC